Talaromyces proteolyticus is the source of this 780-nucleotide messenger RNA. Its product is annotated as putative translocon-associated protein, alpha subunit. Gene Ontology annotation, cellular component: endoplasmic reticulum; endoplasmic reticulum membrane. NCBI's taxonomy places the organism in Eukaryota, Fungi, Ascomycota, Eurotiomycetes, Eurotiales, Trichocomaceae. Bases 1 to 780 code for a protein of 259 amino acids. The record is from RefSeq and is a predicted model, not a curated record. The transcript is spliced from 3 exons.
AUGGGUCGCUUCGGUCUCCUUCCUUUGGCUUUCUUCUCGCUCCAGGCGCUCUUUGCCGGAUGUCAUGCGACAGCAUCAGAAAGUGAUGAGGCUCCCGCAGCCCCCGCCCUCGCAGUCAGCGUGCAAGCUUCCUUCCCUUCAUCUGAGAUUUUUGGCAUCAAGCUUGUCAACGGUGAAGCAUCUCAAGCUUUGAUAUCCUUCACCAAUGAUGAAGAAGUCCCUGUGACAGUCAACUUCAUCGGUGGCUCUCUUUUGACCCUUGAUGAGUCUGCCACUCCUGUGCGCAAUCUGUCAACUGCCAACUAUGGUGUCGAAAUACCGGCCGGAGAAAAGCAGACCCUGCCAUACAGCAUCACAACGGAGAUGCAUCCUCAGGACUUGCGCUUGAGCCUUAUCUCCGUCCUCAGUAAAAAUGUCACCCAAUUUUUUACCGUCCAGGCUUUCAACGGAACUGUCAGUGUUGUCGAACCAGAAACCAGCAUCUUUGAUCCUCAGAUCAUCUUCCUUUACUUCUUUAUCCUUGCCUUCUUUGCCGGCAUUGUCUACUUUUUUUACAAUGUUUGGGUUGCACCGUAUUUCCCCCAGAAGCGCCGCGGCCGUGGUGGUGAUUCAAAGAAACCUACAAGUGCUGCCAAAAAAGUUGACUCGGAUGCUUCACCAGUUGAUGCGACUUCUGCUGGCGCUGCAUCCGGCUUCAACUCUGAAUGGAUCCCCGCCCACCAUAUCCAGAAGCCCGAAGCGCGUAAAGUCAAGGGUGCUCGAUCUAAAAGCCGCGCAUAA